AGUUUUAUGGCGGUUUGCACGUAAUGUUUGGCCGCCUGUCUUUAACUCAUCCCUUCAACAAUCCAAAUUUGCAACAGAGGCGGGCAAAUACUGAACAACAUCUAUUCCAAUUGGUCACAAAUCGGAUUUGCUGAACCAACCAGCUCAUUUGUUUCCGGAAGUGCUUCUUCUUUUGACGAUGGCGUCUAAUGUUGUCCUGGAAAAUAAAUUAAAAGCAAUCCGCUUAAUUAAGGACGCACGAUAUAUUCUAUCGUAGAUUUUAUUGUUGUAUAUAUCUACGGAUGAGGUAUAAUGUGUGAAAUGUACUGUAUAUGUAGAAAAUCCCUACAUUACUGCCGAUAGCAUGCCAGCUCUUGUGUUGGCGUCGGAUAAAUCUUGUACAUUCACAAAUAUUACCCCCUAUUAUAUUAUUUUGAAACAAUGUUGGGUUAUUUGGCAGCGAGGAGGGCCGGUCUGGAUGACCCUCUGCGACUCAGACGCGUGGAGGCGACGAGAAGGGUACUGAGCCUACAGUUGAAUGCAGACAGAGAUAUGGAGAGAAUCCACGCAAAUGGUGUCAAUACUGUUGAUAUUGACGUAAUUGAAGGCAAAUACAUGUUGUCUGGAGGUGCCGAUGGAGUGAUUGUCAUCUAUGACCUGGAGAACUUCAGUGGGAAACCGCAGUACACCUGCAAGGCUGUCUCCACCAUCGGCAGGUCCACCAAGUAUGCCCACAAAUUCAGCGUAGAAACGGUCCAGUGGUAUCCUUACGACACUGGCAUGUUUGUAUCCAGUUCCUUUGACAAGACGAUGAAGGUGUGGGACACGGAGACUCUUAAGCCUGCUGAAGUGUUUGAGUUUGAGGGCACCGUCUACAGCCACCACCUGUCGCCCAUCGCCAGGAAGCACAGUCUCAUCGCAGUUGGCACCAAAGAUCCUAAAGUACAGUUAUGUGACCUGAAUUCCGGUUCAAAGAUCCAAGUCUUGCAGGGUCACCGAGCGGAGGUCCUGUCUGUGCGAUGGUCACCCAGAUACGAACAUAUUCUCGCCACCGCCAGUGUUGACAGCAAAGUGAGAGUGUGGGACGUGCGUCGGGCGUCCGGUUGCCUCUUGACCCUGGACCAGCACAACAGAGACAAGUCAAAAGCUGCUUCUGAGGCAGUAAACACGGCUCACAACGGCAGAGUGAACGGUCUAUGCUUUACAAGCGAUGGCCUUUACCUCAUCACGUCUGGAACCGAUGACCGCAUGCGAUUGUGGAACAGCGCCACAGGGGAGAACACCCUGGUGAACUACGGGAAAGUGAGCAACGAGAGCCGCAAGAGGCGUCAGUUCACGGUCUCGCAGGGCUGCAGUCCGGAAUUUGUGUUCGUGCCAUGCGGCAGCUCAGUGGCCGUGUAUGGCCUCCACACGGGCGAGCUGGUCAGCAUGCUGCGGGGUCACUACAACAACGUGGACUGCUGCGAGUUCCACCCGGAUCACCAGGUGUUGUACAGCGCAGGUAAAGAUGGGAACAUCCUGGCGUGGGUUCCGGUCUUGCGCGGCCCAGAUGUGGAGGAAGAGUCAGAUCAGCAUGGCGCAGUGAAGUCGUCAGCGAACCCCGCCUUCCAGGACGCGUGGAGCAGUGAUGAAGAUUAAUGAUGCUUCCAGGUUUCACUGAUGGACAACAGAUUAUUGUUUUUUUUGUGUCUGUUUUUUUUACAGCGAGAGCAAAUUAGCAGAUUGAACGGCUGGAGCAUAUUCAUCAAGUCUAUUUUUUGUGUGUGUGUUUUGUUGGAUACAUUUUUCUGCCACCACCCGGAAACCCAUGGAUGGGAGUGGCCUUGCAUUGUAAAACAUGCAUUGUCUUAAUUCAUUCCUGGUGCGUAUUUGCAUCUGUGUUUAUGAUGGGCCCUGAUGCUGAAACUUACGACAAGACGGGCGAUACCAAGAGAAGCCUCUCCCUGAAGACACCUAAAACACAGUAGCCUUCGUAAAACUCAAUAAAUGAACCUUUUUGUUUUUGU
Molecule: messenger RNA, 1985 nt
Organism: Hippocampus zosterae (dwarf seahorse)
Lineage: Eukaryota; Metazoa; Chordata; Actinopteri; Syngnathiformes; Syngnathidae
Gene: ercc8
Product: excision repair cross-complementation group 8
Exons: 12
Coding region: 421-1617 (398 amino acids)
Biological process (GO): protein polyubiquitination; proteasome-mediated ubiquitin-dependent protein catabolic process; transcription-coupled nucleotide-excision repair
Cellular component (GO): Cul4A-RING E3 ubiquitin ligase complex; nucleotide-excision repair complex
Molecular function (GO): protein binding
Source: RefSeq, a predicted model, not a curated record